AUGGGGGCCUUUGGAGGUCUGGGCUUCGAUACCACUGUGGGUGAAGCGCAUGCGCAUGGAUUGGCUAUGCAGAUGAUACAAAUGGUGCGGACUCACCGCGUGCAAGACUUAGGCCCCUUGCUGGUGACAGCUGGAAUUUUGGAACGCAAAGAAGAAACACCUGCUGCGCCAUUCCGUCUGGAUCAACCUCGAUUGUCGGCCAUCUGGAGCCAAUUCUGCUUGGUUUUUAUCCCAUUGCAGGCUGAGGGCUCGCCAUUGGUCAAGCGCACGUGCUGGUAUCACCAACACUAUGGCCAUUGUGUUCGCUGCUAUUCAGUUGCCACCUACAAAGGCUUCAUGCGAGAGGAAGCACCAUGUCAGACAGCAGAGGAGGCUGCAACGGCCUUAGGGGAUUCGGGCGAUGAGGCAAGGAUCCCGGAGACCAGGUCCAAGAGGCAGAAGCGCAAACGCGGUUGA
Molecule: messenger RNA, 456 nt
Organism: Cladocopium goreaui
Lineage: Eukaryota; Dinophyceae; Suessiales; Symbiodiniaceae
Source: the annotation of a GenBank genome assembly